Drosophila busckii is the source of this 616-nucleotide messenger RNA. It is a transcript of the gene Srp9, whose product is annotated as signal recognition particle 9 kDa protein. Gene Ontology annotation, molecular function: 7S RNA binding. Gene Ontology annotation, cellular component: signal recognition particle, endoplasmic reticulum targeting. The transcript is spliced from 2 exons. Gene Ontology annotation, biological process: SRP-dependent cotranslational protein targeting to membrane; negative regulation of translational elongation. Lineage: Eukaryota; Metazoa; Arthropoda; Insecta; Diptera; Drosophilidae. The record is from RefSeq and is a predicted model, not a curated record. The coding region runs from base 79 to 312 and encodes 77 amino acids.
GAUUCACGUUUGGAAUUUUUGUUAUUGUCACAUUUUUUGCGUUCGCAGCUGUGUUUUACCUUAAAUAAAUUAAGCAAAAUGGUUUUUGUUAAAAACUGGGAGGACUUUGAGAUUGCCGCCGAGAAUAUGUACAUGGCGAAUCCACAGAAAUGCCGCUACACCAUGAAAUACGUGCACUCCAAGGGACACAUAUUGUUGAAAAUGACGGACAAUGUUAAGUGUGUGCAAUAUAAGGCAGAGAAUAUGCCCGACCUGAAGAAAAUAGAGAAAAUCACAACAAACCUGGUCGGACAUAUGGCGUCCAAGGAAUAAAGCGAACAAAAACAACAACAAAUUUGGCCACGGCAGCAGUUUGUAGCAACAUUGUUAUUGUUCGCUGCAGCUGCAAUUGUUUAGUUAAGUUAAGCAAACUGGUCAAUAUGGCCGACUGCACAUGUGUUCACAAGAGUAGUUACUGUUUAAAUAACAUUUUAUAAAUGUUAGCUCUGUAUACAAAGUCUGAGCCAGGCCACUGCAGUUAUAAAAAAAGAAAACAAUUUACAAUAAUUUUUGUAUUUAUCUAAUUAUACACGGUGACAAUUAGUGCACAAUUCCAUGAAAUGCUUUAAACUUUUAA